Messenger RNA from Leptidea sinapis, 8968 nucleotides. RefSeq names its product histone-lysine N-methyltransferase eggless (gene egg). The record is from RefSeq and is a predicted model, not a curated record. The transcript has 35 exons. The coding region runs from base 237 to 6251 and encodes 2004 amino acids. Lineage: Eukaryota; Metazoa; Arthropoda; Insecta; Lepidoptera; Pieridae. Gene Ontology annotation, cellular component: nucleus. Gene Ontology annotation, biological process: heterochromatin organization; negative regulation of gene expression. Gene Ontology annotation, molecular function: protein binding; histone H3K9 methyltransferase activity; DNA binding.
UUUUAGCAAAUAUCUGAAUUCUGAUACUGUAUUUAUUGUUAAUUUUUGGUUUGGUUCUUAAUAAGCACAGAGCUACUCGCCAAAAAUAAAGAGUAAAACGAUUAUAAAUAGUAAAGGAAAAGUAUUUCUGUUUAAUGUGUUAAUAAUGAUUAAGUAAAAUUAGCAGUUGACUUUAAAUGAAAUAAAUAAAUCUCAAUAGGUACUUAGUGUUUAUAAUAACUUCAUCUAAAAUAAUCAUGAGCUCGAUUAACGAGAGAACUGAAACCUCCAAAGAAGUUGCAGAAUUCGAAACACCGGCAGCUAAUACCUCAACUCCAACGGAAUCUCAUGAUCUCGAUAUAUUAUCUUGCGGCGACCAUAAAAGUAACCUAAAUCAAUCUAAAGGCUUUCCAAUUGUGAAAGACCCUAAAGCAGUCUUAUCUCCGAUUAAAAAUUCUGUGUUACAAGAACCCGAUGAAGACAUAUUACUACUAGAUGGGGAUGACGAAGAUCAGGAUGUUAACAUACCUAAUGAAUGUAUUGAAGAUGAAUUACUUAAAGACUCAGAUGCAGAGAUGCCUCUCCAAUCAAUUGAAUAUAGUAAAACCAGCAAAUUAAAAACUCCAAAUGUGAUGCUAGAAAUUCCGUCUCAAGAAGUGAUAGAAUUUAGUGAUGAUGAGUGUGAUUUUAGUGAAAAUGCAAUAAUGUUGCCAGACAUAGAAAAAUCAGUACUUGAAGAAAGUACAGUUGUUCAAGAAAUUACAAAAGAUACACAUGCUCUAAAAUCUGAUAUCCCAAUUAAGCCUGUUGAUUGUCAAGUAAGUACAGUUGAGCAUAGACCAAAUUUGGGAAAGAUGCUUCUUGAAUCAUUGGAAAGGGAAAAUAAAGAAUUAGAUGAGGAGGUGUUUGUUGUGGAUGCUAAUAUAUCAGAUGCAGAACCAGAAGAGUCAGAAAUGAGUCCUGCUCAGCUAGAUAACAUAGAGGAAACUAAUUUAAAUACAGAAAUAAUUAAAAUUAUAAAAGAUACACACACAGUUAAACCACAAUUUUCAAGUGAGCCUUUUAUUUGUGAUGAAGUAAAUAAUGAUGAGCAUGGAUCUAAUUUAGAAAAGAUGCUCCUUGAAUCAUUGGAAAGAGAAAAUCAAGAAUUAGACAAAGAGCUGCUAGCAAUUACUACUAAAAAAUUAGAUACUGAAACUGACAAGUUAGUAACGAGUACUGCUAAUUCAGAAAAUAUUGACAUGAGUAACAUAGAUAAUGACACAAAUGAAAUUGAUGUUGAAAUAUCAGAUAUGUGUAAAAUAACACACCAAGAUGUCAAAGCUGAUGAAAGUGAUGAAGAUGAAUGUGUAAUACUAGAAGAUGAUCCUCCUGUUGAAAAUAUUAUUACUGAAGAGGAAGAGUUGAAAAAUGCAAUUCAAGGUAUAGAACAGGAAUCUCUUACAAUAUCCAACAACUGUGACAAUAUUGAAAAGCUCAUAAGUGAAGUACAAGAAGACACACAUGAGCAAAUUGAUGUUGAAUCAUCCAUUGAGCAAGAAGACAUAAAUAUAGAUAUUGAUGAUGAUGCAGAUGAUUUCGACAUAACACUAUGUCCUCAAGAUCAAGCAGUAGACAUUGAGUAUGAAAAGACUGCUAUUGAAGGUGAAACAAAAACAAAUAAGCUAGAUACAAGCUCUACUGAUGCUGAAACUACACCUAUAGUUACAGCUGUAUCUGAAAACAGUCCAGUAAAUAUAGUGGAUAAUUCUAUUGAUGUGGAAAUGACAGCCUCAACUACAGCUGUUGCAGAAAACAUUCCAGAAGAUAUGAUGGAAAAUGAAAGUGUAAGUAAUAUAGAAGAAGAAAACACAUCAAAUGUAAAUCAGUUAUUAUCUACAGUAAGUACAGUACCAGAAGAGUCAAGUGAUACGGAAACACAGGAACAAAUAUGUUCAGAAAUGCCAACUGAUGUUGAUGUACCAUCUAAUUCAAAAAUUUCUGAUGAAGAGGUUUUAAUUGAAGAAGGUGAGAAUCAACCAUCUACUUCAGGAUGUAUCCAGGAAGAGAAAAAUGUUGUACACAGUUCUGAUAACCUGAUAUCUGAGGAGAUAACAGAGGAUAGUUUAGGAUUAUUAGCUGAGUCCUCAAGAGUAAUGGAUGAUGAAGAAGAAGAUGAGGAUGAUGGAGAUGGAGAUGAUGAUGAAGAUUUUGAUCAGGAUGAUGAGAGCAACCAAAUGAUGGUCGAUAAUUCUGAGGAUUCUAACACACACCAGUCGGAAACAGAUAUGCCUAAAGAAAGUCUACCUCCGAACCAAGGUGUCUUGAUAUGCAAUGUGGAUGAGACAACAGGAGAUUCUGAAGUUGAGUGUGAAAAGAAAAGCAAAUCUGCAGUGGAUAUCCCGGAGGUUUCAGAAGAAAUGGAAGUCGACACGAACGGGCCAGCGGAAUAUACAGAACCCGUUAAGAUUUCUAGUGUGGAAAGGAGUGCAGCAAUUUCGAGUAGUCCAACAAAACUUCAGCCAGUCAUUAAUAUUGUGUAUCUUGCAGACAGUUCCGAUGAUGAUGUCACGGAGGUACCAAAAGCUACAGAAGUUGGUGAUGAAGAAGAGCCUGGCACGACGACCGUAAACCUGCCAGGGGAGAUCGCGGUGACGGGAAUAUCCGGUAGCACUUACCACAUGGACAUCAAGACUAGCCAGGGGGAGAUCGUCAUAAGUGGGAUACCUAAACCUCCCCCCGCAAAACCGAUCACCAUACCAAAAUUUGUAAUGCGAGAGUGUGAAACACUAAAAAAUACAGUAUCUGUGAAACGGCCAGCUAAAACAUCUACAGAACGUUCACGUGAACAUAGACAGCGGAAAAAGGCUUUCAAAUUCAUUUUAAAAAGUAAACCAAAAACUUCAGCAGAGCGUAGUCGUUACAGGUCUCGAAAAAGGGCUGGGCAUGAUGAAAAAAAUACCAAUCACUUCCAUACAGCUAUGGAGGUGCUGCCAUUGGCCCGUUUGAACACGAGUGAAGUUUCAAUCAAAAGAACAAAGCAGACAGCGCCUGAAAUAUUCUCGCUGGAUUCCGAUGAAGAUGACAACUCUUGUGACGUUGAGAUACCCCCAACGCAAACAAAAACGCAAAUCGAAAAGCAAGACACGAUCAAGUGUGUGAAUAAGAAUUGCAAUAACGAAUGCUCGCAGUAUGUGAUCGCGGAUAAUAGCACGACUACGUACUACCACGGUGACAAGGACCGAUACUACUGCGUGUGUUUGCCUUGCGCCGAUGUCGUCAAACGCAGAAACGAGCAACUAAUCGAGAGUAUUCGUAAUUUCGAUGACCUGCUAACACUCCAACUGAAUACUACGAGUGAGGACCUGGUGGAGAUAUCCGACUCGGACUCCGAUUGUGAACUGGAACUGCAGGAAAUGGAUAAAGGAGUUAUUGGCGACGAUGGAGCCAAAAUUCUGGAGAGAGAAUUGGCAGACCUAAUUAACUUCACCUGGAACAAAUACAAUAUGGACGAAAGAGUUGCUGCGGCUACUGAGAAGUUUAAAGAAGAGAUAGUGCAGUUCGAACUCAAUACCGAGAUACUAGACAGUAUGAUAGUCGACUGUCAGGCGACGACGGAUAAACUUCGCAAUGACCUCUACGCGACCUUCCAGCCGAAUAUCAGGGAGCUGCCGCCCAUUGAGAUAGUCGAUGUCACCGGACCUCCAGCUGAACUUGUGAGUGCGGUAAAAGAUGAUGAUGAUAGAGAUAUAUCAGUGGUGAAGCUAUCAGCGGAAAUGGCCCCGGCUGACCUUCCGCCCCCGGGAGACGUAGUGAAGCCAGAACUCCGGGUGGGCAUGCAAGUGUACGCCAUGAGGAACCUGUUUGGGACCUGGUGCAAGGCAAGGAUAAUCGAAAUAUUGAACACUUCGGGUUCGUUGUUUACCUCGUGUAAAGUGAGGUAUGAGGGGAAGGCGAAGAACCAGUACAAAGUUAUUUCGGCGAGAAGUAUGGCGUACGCGGAGCCCGCCAACGCGAGAAUGACUAUUGGUAUGCGAGUUAUUGCACUGUUCCAAGAUUCGAACAUUGAUAAGAAAGAGAGUUUUUAUUCUGGUGUUGUGGCCGAAGUCCCGAAUCCGGUCAAUAAUUAUAGAUAUCUGAUAUUCUUCGACGACGGCUACGCGCAGUAUGCUUCGCACGCUAACACCCGCCCGGUCUGCCAGUGCUCCAGCCUGGUGUGGGAGGAGAUGCACCAGCUCUCGCGGGAGUUCGUCAAGCAGUACCUGAUGGCAUACCCUGAACGGCCCAUGGUCAGGCUACACGCUGGUCAGGUGCUGGAGACUGAAUGGGAUGGCAAAUGGUGGACUUCUCGCGUGGUGAAAGUUGACGCGUCGCUGGUUCAGAUACGGUUUGCUAACGACAAGGGAAGGCUGGAGUGGAUCUACAGAGGCUCCACCAGACUCGCCCCACUCUUUCGAGAGUUGCAAGCAGCUGAGAAGCCCAGGCACAGAGCAAUGCCUAAAGCUCAGGCUCAUUCCAGGAUCAACAUGCCGUACGUGGAAUACACCAGGACUGAUGAGCAAAUAAACAAAUCCGAAGCGACGCAACAACAAAACGUCGAGACACAGGGCCGCAGACAGCGCUCGGUCGCCAAGAAAUCGACGGUAUCGAUGAACCUGUACCCGAUACCGCCACAGCCGCAGCUACCAUCAGUCCGACUCGAGAACUUCACCAGCCGCGUCGUGUACUAUACGCCGAAAAAUGCGGUGAAGCCACACAAAAUGGUUCCUCACAUGUGCGGUCCGCGAUGCAAACGGACUGAUGUGCUAUCGCUAUACGAACUGAGAACAUACAAUCCGCUCGCCAAACCGCUGCUGAGCGGGUGGGAGAGACAAAUAGUGCGGUGGAAGGGCCGCAAGGAGGUGCUGUAUUGCACGCCGUGCGGGCGCCGCGUACGCAACGUGGGCGAACUACACCAGUACUUGCGACUCAUCGGGUCCGACAUGGGCGUCGACCUGUUCGACUUCAACGCCAGCACGCACUGCCUGGCAGAGUUUGUUAUCAACAAGUGCAUAAUCUCGAAGAAGGACCUGUCGCACGGCAAGGAGAACGUGCCGGUUCCGUGCGUGAACUACUACGACGAGUCGCUGCCGGAGUUCUGUUCGUACAACACGGAGCGGACGCCGACCACGGGCGUGCCGCUCAACGUCGACCCGGACUUCCUGUGCGGAUGUGACUGCGACGAUGAUUGCCUGGAUAAAUCAAAGUGCGCGUGCUGGAAGCUCACGCUAGAAGGAGCGCGAACUAUCGGGUUAGACGGAGAUAUAGGAUACAACUAUAAGCGACUCCUGGAGCCGCUGCCUUCGGGAAUAUACGAAUGUAACUCAAGAUGUAAAUGCAAAUCGACUUGCAUGAAUCGAGUGGCGCAACACCCCCUUCAACUUAAGUUACAGGUGUUCAAAACAAUGAAUAGAGGCUGGGGUAUCCGCGCGCUGAAUGACGUACCCAAAGGGGCGUUCAUUUGUAUAUACGCGGGGAAUCUACUCACAGACGCCACCGCGAAUCUGGAUGGUCUGAACGAGGGCGACGAGUACCUGGCAGAGCUGGACUAUAUCGAAGUGGUGGAACAGAUGAAGGAGGGUUACGAGGAGGAUGUACCGGAAUCUAUCAAAAAGCUGGAUAGGGGAGACUCGGUGAACCGGGUGGACACAACGUCGGAGAGUGAUCAGGAUGGCUCGUCGGAAGAAGAAGUGGUGAACAAGAUGGAGGACGAUGAUUUUGUGCCGAGCUACAUUGGACCCAGACCUGCUGAGUUCAACAAACGACUAAGGAAAAGAGCUAAGAAGGAGAAAAAAGAAGAUGAAAAAGCUGAGGAAACACCGGCGGUGAACAAUCAACAACAGGAUAAGAAGGACGAAGAUGAGUGCAUCACUAUCAGUGAUGAUGAAGAAGUUUGCAGAGAACCGUCACGUUUUGCGGCCGCGGCCGGUAUGGGGGCGAAUGCGUUUAAACCAAAACAUAAGUCCGUCCGAACGCUGUACGGGUCAGAGGAGGCUUGUUACAUUAUGGACGCUAAGGUGCAAGGCAACAUUGGACGGUAUCUAAAUCAUUCGUGUUCCCCGAACGUGUUCGUCCAGAACGUUUUCGUGGACACGCACGAUCCCCGCUUCCCUUGGGUCGCUUUUUUCGCGCUUUGCCACAUCAAGGCGGGCACUGAGCUCACGUGGAACUACAACUAUGACGUCGGCUCCGUUCCCGGAAAGGUGCUGUACUGUUUCUGCGGCGCUCCGAACUGCAGGAGACGACUUCUGUAAUGUGCUGAUUUCUGCCGGACGAACUGUGCCAAUAUCGAAGACUACGUGAUUGCUGCAACUGUGGGACUACAUAAUUAUAUGAUUAAUAAAUUUAACAUACUUUUGCACAACAGACUAUCGAUAACCUUAGGCCAGCACUACGGCUGCAGUGUAUACGUUUGAUGAUCGAACUUGAAAAAUUUCAAUUUCUCGUUACAAUCCAACCAGCUAUAUUCUAGAAAAGACAACAUUUAUUAUAAUUCGCAGUAGAAGAGCGAAACAGAUUUGUCAAUGUGCGUUUACUAAUAGUUCAAUAUUAACCAAGGAGCUAAUGCUAAUUGUGUCUAACUGUUUACGACUUGUCAAUCAAAAUCGGUUACAGUAACAUCUACAGUGUUCUUCUUAGUAUAUUCAAUUCAUAAUAUCUUUAUUCACUGUAAAACUUUAUAAGUUAUUUAGAGUGCAAGCCAGGAUGAAGUACAAAAAGUUACAAAACUGUUCAAAUGAUUAUAACAAUAUUCAUUAAUAAUAAAUUUAGAAACAUUAAUUCCAACUGUCUUUAUCAUUCACAUUAUAAUAGGCCUUAGAUGUUAAUUUAUUUUUACGAUACAUUAAAAAUUUUAGUUGGUAAUUUUUUAAUAUGAUUUGGGAGUUUAUUAUAAAAUACCUAUAACACAGUCCACUUUAAAAGAUUUAGUAAUUUUACGGAGCUUAGUAGAUGGAAUUGCAAGUUUAUGGUAGUUUUCAUUGUGUACAUCAAUAUUAUUUUUAAAUUGGCUAAUAUGUUUAAGAGCCUACAGGAGGUUCUCGUAUAUGUACUGGCAGUGUACUAUCAUAAUAUUAAUUUCAUAUUGUAAUUCUAUUACCUUUCAUAUUGUAAUUCGUAUACAACUAUGUCAGUCCCAGUCGGUUUUACAAGUGGUCUACUGUCAAAGAGUACUUAGGUUCUAAGAUACAGUCUGCGCGCGACUCGCGAGUUGAAUGCAGUCGGGGCCUGGGGUAUAGAGCGCGAGCAUCUGCCCCCGCUAUCCACACCGUGUAGUGCUGUGCCGUAGACGUCGCUUACUGUGUUAUCCUGUUAAUGCCUAAGUUGCUAUCCCGUGUUAUUUUUGAAGUUAAUACUUCUCUAGGCGCGUUAUGAAAAUAUGAUGAGAGGCAAAUUUUAAAAUGCGCACAUCACUGUAACACAAAAGUAACAGGGUGAAGUUGGUUCCUAAAAUUUUCUGACGUUUGCGACAUUCGUUAUUCUUUUUUGGUUUCUUCGUCCAUUAUUAGGACAGGCAAAGGGUUUAAGCCCGUACAGCCAUAUUCGUCAUUUAGUAAUUAAUUGUCAAAGCCAUCUCUGCAAGAUUUUUACAAAAUUGUUCUUUCUAAAAACGUAGAAAAGUACGAGGAAUAUUUUUAUGAUUUUUGCUUCGUAAGUCCAUUACGUUCCGAUCCCAAAAAAAGUGGGUUUUUAUUCAUCGAGUAAUGGCGAAAAAUAUUUUAGACAUGUUUUGAAGAACAAUAAUUUGAGAUUUAAUUAUUAGGUUAAAAUCGUAAACUUGUUUAAAUUUAUCGACACACAUUAUCAAUUAUCAUUAGGUCGCAUCACUGUCGCAUUCCUGGACUCUGCAUUCAACUCGCGCGUUAUCUGUAGUUAUUGUCGUGUUUGUACAGUUUGUACGGUGUGAACAAUCAUAUUACUGUAAUAAUUGAUUUAGCAUUGUUGCUCUGCAUCUUUUCUUCUACAAUGUUAACCUCUGAAUGAACUGAUUCUGAUAAUUCUUUUAAAUUUCGGUCUAUAUUUGCACGAAAGAGAUUGUAUGACAUUUUGUAGAAUGGUUGUUUUAUAACUUGAUACAUUAUUUUAAAUAACUAUUUCACACAUAUUUUCGCAUGCGAUAUUCACCUUAAAAGGUAUCAUUAGGAAAUGUAUGUUCAAGCGAAUUUCGAUCUACUUGUUUAUUAUGACUGACGAACAGUGACAUUAAGGUGGGUCACGAUUUAAUUUGGUCGAUAGUACAAUACCUACUCAAUACUUGGUCAAGUGUAAUUUUGUGAGUCGUUGCUCGUAAAUUGAGUCGGGGAAUCUAUUUGUUCUAGCCACAGGAUUUUGUGUUGCCCUGAAGCAUAGCACUUUUUUUCUUAUGAAAAUAAGGCACGAAUCGAGCAGGACGUUCAGCUGAUGGUAAUUGAUACACUCUGUCAAUUACAAUGCAGUGCCACUCAGGAUUCUUGUUAAACCCCAAAAAUUCUCAGGGGCACUAUAAUUGCGCUCGUCACCUUGAAACAAGAUGUUAAGUCAAAUAUGCUCAGUAGUUUCACUAGCUACGGCGCCCUUCAGACCGAAACACAAUAUUUUUUACACAUUACUGCUUCACUGCAGAAAUAGGCGCCGUUGUGGUACCCAUAAUCUAGCCGGCAUCUUGCCAACUGGAUAUAAACUGACUAAUUUCAGUACAAAUUAAAUUGAAAUACUUUAAACAGAUUUAUUGCACUCAUAACCGUCUCGUAAAACAAAUCAAAAGAAUCGGAAAUUUUUGUAUUGAUUUUCAACCUUACGACAAUGUAGAUGAUUGUAAACUAUGUUAAGGCUAAAGCUAACUUAUUUGUAAGUGAAAUACUGCCACAUUUUAUUAACUAUAACUAACUAAUAACGUGGAUCUCGAACGUUUUGUAAAUAUUUGUAAUGUAGAUCUUAUUAUGUCUGUAGUUGUUUGUAAGUAGUUGUUUGUGUAAUAAAUGAUUUGUGAAGA